AUGGCUGAGCAGUUGAUUCUCAAGGGUACCCUCGAGGGCCACAAUGGCUGGGUCACCAGCCUGGCUACCUCCAUGGAGAACCCCAACAUGCUCUUGUCCGCUUCCCGUGACAAGACUCUGAUCAUCUGGAACCUCACCCGUGACGAGUCCCAGUACGGUUACCCCAAGCGCUCCCUCAAGGGCCACUCCCACAUCGUCUCCGACUGCGUCAUCUCCUCGGACGGCGCCUACGCCCUCUCUGCCUCUUGGGACAAGACUCUCCGCCUUUGGGAGCUUGCCACCGGCACCACCACUCGUCGCUUCGUCGGCCACACCAACGAUGUUCUGUCCGUCUCCUUCUCCGCCGACAACAGACAAAUCGUUUCCGGCUCCCGCGACCGCACCAUCAAGCUCUGGAACACCCUCGGUGACUGCAAGUACACCAUCUCCGAGAAGGGUCACUCCGAGUGGGUUUCCUGCGUCCGCUUCAGCCCCAACCCCCAGAACCCCGUCAUUGUCUCCUCCGGCUGGGACAAGCUCGUCAAGGUCUGGGAGCUCAGCACCUGCAAGCUGCAGACUGACCACAUUGGCCACACCGGUUACAUCAACACCGUCACCAUCUCCCCCGACGGUUCCCUCUGCGCCUCCGGUGGCAAGGACGGUACCACCAUGCUCUGGGACCUUAACGAGUCCAAGCACCUCUACUCCCUCAACGCCAACGACGAGAUCCACGCUCUUGUCUUCUCCCCCAACCGCUACUGGCUCUGCGCUGCCACCGCCAGCAGCAUCAUCAUCUUCGACCUCGAGAAGAAGAGCAAGGUUGACGAGCUCAAGCCCGAGUUCACCGCUGUCGGCAAGAAGAGCCGUGAGCCUGAGUGCGUGAGCUUGGCCUGGUCCGCCGACGGCCAGACCCUGUUCGCCGGUUACACCGACAACAUCAUCCGUGCCUGGGGUGUCAUGUCGAGAGCAUAA
Messenger RNA from Colletotrichum higginsianum IMI 349063, 951 nucleotides. RefSeq names its product WD domain-containing protein. NCBI's taxonomy places the organism in Eukaryota, Fungi, Ascomycota, Sordariomycetes, Glomerellales, Glomerellaceae. Bases 1 to 951 code for a protein of 316 amino acids. The record is from RefSeq and is a predicted model, not a curated record. Gene Ontology annotation, molecular function: protein kinase C binding; translation regulator activity; ribosome binding. The transcript has 5 exons. Gene Ontology annotation, biological process: positive regulation of protein phosphorylation; rescue of stalled cytosolic ribosome. Gene Ontology annotation, cellular component: nucleus; cytosol.